Messenger RNA from Diversispora eburnea, 129 nucleotides. NCBI's taxonomy places the organism in Eukaryota, Fungi, Glomeromycota, Glomeromycetes, Diversisporales, Diversisporaceae. The record is from the annotation of a GenBank genome assembly.
GAUCUUUUUGAUUCUAUACCUAUUACUAAUAAUAUUACUUCAGAAUAUAUAGAAUAUGAAGUUUUUAACUUAUCUAAUAAUGUGAUUAAUAAAAAAGCUUUAUCUUUAGAAAUGUCAGCUCAAGAUUAA